Molecule: messenger RNA, 770 nt
Organism: Hibiscus syriacus
Lineage: Eukaryota; Viridiplantae; Streptophyta; Magnoliopsida; Malvales; Malvaceae
Product: 30S ribosomal protein S21, chloroplastic-like
Exons: 3
Coding region: 39-551 (170 amino acids)
Biological process (GO): translation
Cellular component (GO): ribosome
Molecular function (GO): structural constituent of ribosome
Source: RefSeq, a predicted model, not a curated record
UUUCAAAAACCCAUAGACAGAAAUCGUCGUCAUCAUCAAUGGCAUUUUCCCUCACUUCUCUCUCCAAAUCACUUUCCUCUCUCCUCCCUUCCCAAUCAAUCCCCCCAAAGCCAUCAGAUUUUGCCCCACCGGUUUCCCAGUGGGACCCCAAAUCGACAUGGGCGCCGACUUCUCUGUCUCUCUCUCUGACGGCGGCCGAUGAAAUCAAUGCCGUAACAUGUCCAUCGCUGGCGUAUUCGAACACCCUUUUCUUCAAAUCGGUUUGCUAUAACGUUCAGGUGGUGGUAGCCGAGAAUGAACCGGAGGAGAAGCUGUUGGGCCGAUUCCGGAGGGCCGUGUUUAAGGCCGGUGUCGUCCAGGAGUGCAAGAGGAGGAUGUUCUUCGAGAGUUCGCAGGAGAAGAAGAAACGUAAAGCAAGAGAGGCCUCUAGAAGGAACCGCAAAAGACGCUUUAAACCAAAGGCUUUCACACAAGCAAAAGAGGAAGGCCCUAAGAAGAAUGAUGAUGAAGAUGAUAAUUGGGACCUUCCUGAAGGAGACUUGCCCUAUUAGCCAGGACUUUUUGAAGACCGAGGGCUUCAUUCGACGAACAAAAUGGAGGGGUUGUCGUUGGUGAGAUGAACAUAUCAUGAGAUACAAGUCGUCUAACGGUGGACGAUGUAGAUCGAGGUUGAAAACAUUUGAACGAUCUUCUGGUGAUUUCAUGACUUUUGAGAGAGAUGUUCUAUAAAUUGAUCCAAUAAGUAGAACGGCGAGGUUGAGGUGAAUGUU